AUGCCUUUUCCUACCUCAUUUGCUAGAAUUUUGGUUCAGACUAGAGCUGCUCGAGAAAGCCAGUACCCACCAAAUAAUCCACAGUGUAGCAGUGAAGCUCAUUAUGGAAAUAAUAUCAUGCAACCUUUCUUCCCAAUGACAAACCGUGAUGGACUGCUGAAUUCAUACACAGAUAAUCUCUACACUUUCCAAGCGAGACCAACUUGUUCUGCUGGAAAUCCCGCUGGAUGUGGAUCAAGAUUUCUCUUCUGCGAUUUAUCUCAUGGCGCUCCAAGAUGCGCUGCGAAAAUAGCUGUCAACGGAAACUGUGGAGGCUACACUAGAAAUGAGGAUCGGUGCUAUCGCAGUGUUUGUCAAGGAAAUCGUUGUGUAGCUACUCAGAAUCCUCCCGCCACCACUCAACCACCUAUUGUUACUACAACUCCAGCUGGUCAGAAUCAAGAGACUUGCUUCAACGAGCAGCAAUGCUGUGCCAUAUGGGCUUCAAGAGGAGAAUGCCAACGAAAUCCCAAUUACAUGAAUAGUUGGUGUAGAGCCAGUUGUGGUAUCUGUCGUCCAACUACUUACAAUCUCAACACG
This is a messenger RNA of Cylicostephanus goldi, 579 nucleotides long. Lineage: Eukaryota; Metazoa; Nematoda; Chromadorea; Rhabditida; Strongylidae. The record is from the annotation of a GenBank genome assembly.